AUGCCCGAAAGUCAGUACCAGCCCGAAGUUACUGGUGGUGGUGAUUCUGACAUUACUACUUUACUGGCAACGACAAUGAAGAACACAUCACCUACAAUGGCGCAAGUCACUACUACUGCUGCAACAGCAACAAAUAACUCUUGUUCUCCAUCACCAUGUAUGAAUGGUGGAACUUGCAUUGAGGACUCUGGUGGUGGCUAUAACUGCAGUUGCGUGACAGGAUUCACAGGCAGGAACUGUGAUAUUAAUGUGACCUGUCCUGUUCCGCUUCCACCAAAUAAUGGCCUCCUUCCUGGAGGAAAUUUAACGUACGGCAGCAAUCUCACCGUGUCGUGUAUCGAAGGUUAUGCACUGGCUGGUGUUUCUGUUGUGGAGUGUGGUCCGACGGGAGUCGCUACAAACAUCUCCGGCACACUCUGCAGUAAUAUUGAUGAGUGUACCACUGGUGUCCAUAAUUGCAGUAGUGAUGCUACCUGCACUGACACAGAUGGAGGAUUUCUAUGUCGCUGCUCGCCUGGACAUUACGGCCCUGGGACCACUUGCGAAGAAUGCCGCUUCACAGAAUCAAAUGUUGCUAGUGUCAAUACUGCCGGCAAGGUAGUCUGUAACAACGCCUUCACCCGUAUUCAGGGCAGCGCAGUGGCUACAUGCCCAGUAGGCUCGACAACUGGCACAUGGGAAAACGUCGGAGACUGCCAAGCUUUGUGCAGCAUGCCAAUCAUCAAGGCGGGAGAAGUCAAUGCAACACAAGUGACUGUUUCUGGCUCCAGUGCUGAGUUGUACUCGACAGCUGUGUACAGCUGUAAUGAGGGCUAUAGACUAUCAAGUGGAGUGAACAACACAAGAGUAAACUGUUCUGUUGUGAAUGGAAGUGCCGUCUUCCAUUCAGCACCUACUUGUCAAGAUAUCGAUGAAUGCAGUCCCUCUAGUGUGAAUGAUUGUGACUCAUCAGCAGCCUGCACAAAUACUGUUGGAUCAUUCACAUGCUCUUGUAAUGCUGGUUACCACGGAAAUGGUACAACAUGCAGAGAUAUCGAUGAAUGCAGUCCCUCUGGUGUGAAUGAUUGUCACUCAUCAGCAGCCUGCACAAACACUGUUGGAUCAUUCACAUGCUCUUGUAAUGCUGGUUUCCACGGAAAUGGUACAACAUGCAGAGCAUGUGGCUUCACAGAGUCCAAUGUUGCUGGAAUCGAUAGUACUGGAAAUGUAACCUGCAGUAAUGGCUACACCCGUGUUCAGGGCAUCGUUGCUGUAGCUAGCUGCCCGGUGAAUUCUACAACUGGCAACUGGGAAGGAGUUGGAGAAUGCCAAGCUUUGUGCAGCAUGCCAAGCAUCAACGAGGGAGAAGUCAAUGCAACACAAGUGACUGUUUCUGGCUCCAGUGCUGAGUUUUACUCGACAGCUGCGUACAGCUGUAAUGAGGGCUAUAGACUAUCAAGUGGAGUGAGCAAUACAAGAGUAAACUGUUCUGUUGUGAGUGAAAGUGCUAACUUCCAUGGACCACCUACUUGUCAAGAUAUCAAUGAAUGCAGUCCCUCUAGUGUGAAUGAUUGUGACUCAUCAGCAGCCUGCACAAAUACCGUUGGAUCAUUCACAUGCUCUUGUAAUGCUGGUUACCAUGGAAAUGGUACAACAUGCAGAGCAUGUGGCUUCAUAGAGUCCAAUGUUGCUGGAAUCGAUAGUACUGGAAAUGUAACCUGCAGUAAUGGCUACACCCGUGUUCAGGGCAUCGUUGCUGUAGCUAGCUGCCCGGUGAAUUCUACAACUGGCAACUGGGAAGGAGUUGGAGAAUGCCAAGCUUUGUGCAGCAUGCCAAGCAUCAAGGCGGGAGAAGUCUAUGCAACACAAGUGACUGUUUCUGACUCCAGUGCUGAGUUGUACUCGACAGCUGUGUACAGCUGUAACGAGGGCUAUAGACUAUCAAGUGGAGUGAGCAACACAACAGUAAACUGUUCUGUUGUGAUUGGAAGUGCUGACUUCCGUUCAGCACCUACUUGUCAAGCUUGUCAAGUCAGUGGCACUGGUCAUAAGGUAUCUUCUGUAUCUGUUAGUGGCAUUGUAACUUGUGAUGCUGGGUACUACUACAAUGGAACGCAGCCUGUUUGUGAAGAUCAGUCACCGAACUGGCAAAGUCUUGUAUCUUGCAAGGCCUGCAAGAUUCCAAUAGGGAAGUUCAUUGAUUCGAUUACUAGCAGUGGAGCUGUAACCUGUGUUACUGGUUAUGAGAACACUCCUUCUCAGGCAGCCACCACAUGUACCAAUGCUGCUGGCGUGUGGCAGAAUGCAUCAACAUGCACGAUUAAGACAUGUAUAAUCUCUGCACCUGCGAAUGGCAGUGCCAGUCCACUUCCUCCUACUAUUAACUACAACCAACAAGUAAAUUACUCCUGCCACACCGGAUUCCGUCUGGUUGGAGAGAAAAGCUCUGAGUGCGAUGCCAGUGGAAGUCUUACAGCUGCACAGCCUAUGUGCCAAGAUAUCAAUGAGUGUGGUAACACUACUCUCCCGGAUGAUGAUUGCCACCAUGAUGCCUUGUGUACUAACACUCCAGGAAGUUUUGGGUGUUCGUGUAACAGUGGCUAUACUGGAAAUGGGACCUAUUGCGAAAAUAUCAACGAAUGUGUAAGUGGACACGAAUGUGACACAAAUGCAAACUGUACGGAUAUGAUUGGUACUUAUCGUUGUGACUGUGUUGUUGGCUACAAUGGCACUGGACGCUCUUGUACAAUUGUGACCUGCCAGAAGCCUGCUCCACCAAGCAAAGCCAUUGUGUCUCCUGGAACAUUUACAUAUAACCAGCAGCUGAACUUUUCAUGCCAGAUUGGCUACACUCUGCAAGGAUCUGGCCAUGUUCUCUGUCAGGACAAUGGGCAACCAACAAAUUAUGCAACGACUGCAUGUGCUGCUUUGUGCAGCAAGCCAACUAUCCCUCAUGGAAGUGUCGAAGCAACGCAAGUGAUUGUUUCUGGCUCCAGUGCUGAGUUGUACUCGACAGCUAUGUACAGCUGUAACGAGGGCUAUAGACUAUCAAGUGGAGUGAGCAACACAACAGUAAACUGUUCUGUUGUGAUUGGAAAGGCUAGCUUCCAUUCAGCACCUACUUGUCAAGCUUGCCAAAUUGGUGGCAGUGGUCACAAGAUAUCUUCUGUAUCAGAUAGCGGCACUGUAACUUGUGAUACUGGGUACAACUACAGUGGAACACAGCCUGUGUGUGAAGAUCAGUCACUAAACUGGCAGAACCUUAAGUCUUGCCAGGAUAUCGAUGAAUGCAGUCCCUCUGGUGUGAAUGAUUGUGACUCAUCGGCAGCCUGCACAAAUACUGUUGGAUCAUUCACAUGCUCUUGUAAUGCUGGUUUCCACGGAAACGGUACAACAUGCAGAGCAUGUGGCUUCACAGAGUCCAAUGUUGCUGGAAUCAACAGUACUGGCAAAGUAACCUGUAGUAAUGGCUACACCCGCGUUCAGGGCGACGUUGCUUUAGCUACCUGCCCGGUGAAAUCUGCAACUGGCAACUGGGAAGGAGUUGGAGAAUGCCAAGCUUUGUGCAGCAUGCCAAGCAUCAGCCAGGGAGAAGUCAAUGCAACACAAGUGACUGUUUCUGACUCCAGUGCUGAGUUGUACUCGACAGCUGUGUACAGCUGUAACAAGGGCUAUAGACUAUCAAGUGGAGUGAACAACACAAGAGUAAACUGUUCUGUUGUGAAUAGCAGUGCUGUCUUCCAUUCAGCACCUUCUUGUCAAGAUAUCGAUGAAUGCGGUCCCUCUGGUGUGAAUGAUUGUCACUCAUCAGCAGCCUGCACAAACACUGUUGGAUCAUUCACAUGCUCUUGUAAUGCUGGUUUCCACGGAAAUGGUACAACAUGCAGAGCAUGUGGCUUCACAGAGUCCAAUGUUGCUGGAAUCGAUAGUACUGGCAACGUAACCUGCAGUAAUGGCUACACCCGUGUUCAGGGCAUCGUUGCUGUAGCUAGCUGCCCGGUGAAUUCUACAACUGGCAACUGGGAAGGAGUCGGAGAAUGCCAAGCUUUGUGCAACAUGCCAAGCAUCAACGAGGGAGAAGUCAAUGCAACACAAGUGACUGUUUCUGGCUCCAGUGCUGAGUUGUACUCGACAGCUGUGUACAGCUGUAAUGAAGGCUAUAGACUAUCAAGGGGAGUGAGCAAUACAAGAGUAAACUGUUCUGUUGUGAGUGAAAGUGCUGACUUCCAUGGACCACCUACUUGUCAAGAUAUCAAUGAAUGCAGUCCCUCUAGUGUGAAUGAUUGUGACUCAUCAGCAGCCUGCACAAAUACUGUUGGAUCAUUCACAUGCUCUUGUAAUGCUGGUUACCAUGGAAAUGGUACAACAUGCAGAGCAUGUGGCUUCACAGAGUCCAAUGUUGCUGGAAUCGAUAGUGCUGGCAAAGUAACCUGCAGUAUUGGCUACACCCGUGUUCAGGGCAUCGUUGCUGUUGCUAGCUGCCCGGUGAAUUCUGCAACUGGCAACUGGGAAGGAGUUGGAGAAUGCCAAGCUUUGUGCAACAUGCCAAGCAUCAGCCAGGGAGAAGUCAAUGCAACACAAGUGACUGUUUCUGACUCCAGUGCUGAGUUGUACUCGACAGCUGUGUACAGCUGUAACGAGGGCUAUAGACUAUCAAGUAGAGUGAGCAACACAAGAGUAAACUGUUCUGUUGUGAGUGGAAGUGCUGACUUCCAUGGACCACCUACUUGUCAAGAUAUCGAUGAAUGCAGUACCUCUGGUGUGAAUGAUUGUGACUCAUCAGCAGCCUGCACAAAUACUGUUGGAUCAUUCACAUGUUCUUGUAAUGCUGGUUUCCACGGAAACGGUACAACAUGCAGAGCUUUGUGCAACAAGCCAAGCAUCAGUGAGGGAGAAGUCAAUGCAACAAAAGUGACUGUUUCUGGCUCCAGUGCUGAGUUGUACUCGACAGCUGUGUACAACUGUAACCAGGGGUACAGACUAUCAAGUGGAGUGAGCAACACAAGAUUGAACUGUACUGUUGUGAACGGAAGUGCUGACUUCUAUUCAGCACCUACUUGUCAAGCUUGUCAAGUCGGUGGCAGUGGUCAUAGGGUAUCUUCUGUAUCUGUUAGUGGCAUUGUAACUUGUGAUGCUGGGUACUACUACAAUGGAAUGCAGCCUGUUUGUGAAGAUCAUUUACUAACUUGGCAAAGCCUUGCAUCUUGCCAGGCCUGCAAUAUUCCACUAGGGAAGUUCAUUGAUUCGAUUACUAGCAGUGGAGUCGUAACCUGUGUUAUUGGUUAUGAGAACACUCCUUCUCAGGCAGCCACCACAUGUACCAAUGCUGCUGGUGUGUGGCAGAAUGCACCAACAUGCACGAUUAAAACAUGUCAAAUCUCUGCACCUGCGAAUGGCAAUGCCAGUCCACUUCCUCCUACUAUUAACUACAACCAACAAGUAAAUUACUCCUGCCACACCGGAUUCCGUCUGGUUGGAGAGAAAAGCUCUGAGUGCGAUGCCAGUGGAAGUCUGACAACUGCACAGCCUGUUUGCCAAGAUAUCAAUGAAUGUGAUAACACUACUCUCCAUGAUUGCCACCAUGAUGCCUUGUGUACUGACACUCCAGGAAGUUUUGGGUGUUCGUGUAACAGUGGCUACACUGGAAAUGGGACCUAUUGCACAAAUAUCAACGAAUGCGUAAGUGGACAUGAAUGCGACACGAAUGCAAACUGUACGGAUAUGAUUGGUACUUAUCGUUGUGACUGUGUUGUUGGCUACAAUGGCACUGGACGCUCUUGUACAAUUGUGACCUGCCAGAAGCCUGCUCCACCACGCAGUUCGACUGUGUCUCCUGGAACAUUCACAUAUAACCAGCGACUGAACUUUUCAUGCCAGAUUGGCUACACUCUGCAAGGAUCUGACCAUGUUCUCUGUCAGGACAAUGGGCAACCAACGAAUUAUUCAACGACUACAUGCGCUGAUGACGAUGAAUGUGCCCUUAAGACACACGCAUGCUCAGUUAAUGCAGCGUGUAGCAACAAUGAUGGCUCCUAUGCAUGUGCAUGCAAUCCUGGCUAUACUGGAAAUGGUACCAACUGUCAAGACAUUGAUGAAUGCAGCAGUAACCCCUGCCAAAAUGGGACUUGUCACAAUCUGGUUGACCUGUACCAGUGUAGAUGUCAUCCUGGAUUCGCUGGGACGGAAUGUCAAACAAAUAUUGAUGAAUGUGCAAACUCGCUUUGUCAAAACGGUGCGACAUGUCAGGAUGGCAUCAAUCAGUAUACUUGUACUUGCUUGCCGGGAUACACCUCAACAUUCUGCCAGACUGAUAUUGAUGAAUGUUCGACAUCACCUUGUCUGAACGGUGCCACUUGUGCAGACCGUGUGAACAGCUACAGUUGCACUUGUGCAACGGGCUAUCAAGGCACUACGUGUGACAUAAACAUAAAUGAAUGUGCACCAAACCCCUGUGGGAAUGGUGGCACAUGCUCUGAUGGAGUCGCAAACUACUCAUGUGCAUGUAACCCCGGUUACACUGGAAGGAACUGUUCGGUUGACAUUGAUGAAUGUGCCAGCAAUCCCUGCCAGAAUGGUGCCAGCUGUACCCAAGGAGUGAAUCUAUACACCUGUGCAUGUGUUGUUGGCUACACUGGGCUCAACUGUGAAAAUGGUAAGUCCUAG
This is a messenger RNA of Sycon ciliatum, 6642 nucleotides long. RefSeq names its product fibrillin-2-like. The record is from RefSeq and is a predicted model, not a curated record. NCBI's taxonomy places the organism in Eukaryota, Metazoa, Porifera, Calcarea, Leucosolenida, Sycettidae. The coding region runs from base 1 to 6642 and encodes 2213 amino acids. The transcript is spliced from 45 exons. Gene Ontology annotation, molecular function: calcium ion binding.